Molecule: messenger RNA, 3206 nt
Organism: Thrips palmi
Lineage: Eukaryota; Metazoa; Arthropoda; Insecta; Thysanoptera; Thripidae
Product: sodium/calcium exchanger 2-like
Exons: 12
Coding region: 215-2725 (836 amino acids)
Biological process (GO): transmembrane transport; calcium ion transport; cell communication
Cellular component (GO): membrane
Molecular function (GO): calcium:sodium antiporter activity
Source: RefSeq, a predicted model, not a curated record
GACUCCAACGCGCAGCGACGACGCCCGACGCGCUGCCGGCUGCUGGUGUGUGGCGUCUGCGGCGGUGCGGUGCGUGCCUUUGCCUUUGCCCGUUGGAGUGGCUGCGUGCGAGUCGCUGCGAGCCGCCUGCGGAGGUCGCCGUGUUUGUGUUGGAGUUGAGGAUUACGACGUGACAGCUCAGAGCCGCUGACGCCGCGUAGACACGACAGCGGCCAUGGUCACGAACGCGUCGUCGGCGCAGUGCCACGACGGGCUGCUGCUGCCCUUCCUCGACGAGACGGGAUGGCGCUGGGAGGUGCGCGGCGUGCUCUACCUGCUGGCCCUGCUGUACCUGUUCCUGGGCGUGGCCAUCGUCACCGACAUCUUCAUGGCCGCCAUCGAGAGCAUCACUAGCAAGACGCGCAAGGUGUUCAUGGCCAAGGAGCGCGCCAAGAAGAACGGCAGCUACAGCUCGGUGGGCGGCGUGGUGGCGGGGCUGCGGGAGGACGAGCCCGAGGUGAUCGAGGUGCGCGUGUGGAACGACACGGUGGCCAACCUCACCCUGAUGGCGCUGGGCACGUCGGCGCCCGAGAUCCUGCUCGCCACCGUGGAGAUCAUCGGCAACGGCUUCAAGGCGGGCGAGCUGGGCCCCGGCACCAUCGUGGGCUCGGCCGCCUUCAACCUGCUCGUCAUCACGGCCAUCUGCAUGCUGGGCGUGGGCGCCGAGACGCGGCGCGUGGCGCGCAUCAAGGUGUUCGUGGUGACGUCGCUCUUCGGCUUCCUGGCCUACGUGUGGCUGCUGGUGGUGCUCAAGCUGGUGUCGCCCAACGAGGUGGAGCUGUGGGAGGCCGUGGUCACGUUCCUGCUGUUCCCCGUGCUCACGGUGGUGGCGUACAGCGCGGACCGCGGCUGGUGCGGCUUCGGCCGGCAGCGCGGCAACAAGCGCCAGCUGGAGCUGGGCCCCAUACAGCCCGCCGACGGCAAGGACGGCGAGACGGAGAAGAUGGUGCGGGAGCGCAACCUGCUGAGCGACGGCAAGCUGGACAAGGACAGCCUCGUCGCCUUCGUCCGCGAGGUCAAGAAGUUCCCCGGGCUCACCAACGAGGACGCCGCCCUGCUGGCCGCCGCCAAGGUGAACGACGCCCACCCGCACUCCAAGAUGUGGUACCGCAUCGGCGCGGUGCGCGGCAUCUCCGGGUCCCGCCGGCUGCAGCCCCAGCUCUCGGGGCGCCUCCGCGAGGUGUACUCGGCCCUCAACGAGCACCCCAAGGCGCCCAACAUCGGGGAGGUGCACGUGCCGGACUCCGCGACCAACGCCAUCGUCGAGUUCCACGCCGCCACCGUGGCCGUCCGCGAGAGCAUCGGCAAGUUCCACGUGAACGUCUGGCGUCACGGCAACCUGGAGGGUACCGUCAAGGUCAAAGUUGAAUCUAUUGACGGAUCGGCGGAAGUGGGCAAGGACUAUGUAGCUGUGAAUGAAACUCUCAUUUUCGAACCCAAUGAGUUGGACAAACAGGUGACGAUUGAAAUUCUAGAUGAUAACCAAUGGGAACCAACUGAAGAAUUCUUCCUCAAGCUGAGUAUUUUGGACAGCGAAAACAGCAAAGUUGAGCUUGGGAAAAUUUCCAUAAUGGAAGUUACAAUUCUUGAUGAUGAUGAACCGGGCAUUUUGUCGUUUGAAAAGCGAGGUAUGCUGGUGAAAGAGAGCUCUGGAUUUGUCAGGGUGUCAGUCGUCAGACGUCGAGGUGCAUCGGGCGAAGUUGCCAUUAAGUGGAGAACCAUCGACCGUUCAGCGAUCAGUGGUAGAGACUUCAAAGGUGGAUCUGGAGAGUUGGUUUUCAAACACUAUGAAGUGCAACAAGAUAUUGAAGUUCCUAUAAUAGAUGAUAUGGAACCUGAAAAAGAUGAACAUUUUGAGAUUGAAUUGUUUGAGCCUUCUGGUGGAGCCAAGCUUGGCAACAUUAAUCGGAUUGCUAUCACAAUUACAAAUGAUGAUGCUUUUAAUACAGUGGUAGACCACUUAAUGGUUUUAACAAAGACAAACAUUGAUGCUAUCAGAGUGUACCGCAGUACCUGGUCACAGCAAAUUAAAGAUGCUUUGACUGUUAACGGAGGAGAUGUGGAAAAUGCUAGCAAUGCGGACUAUUUACUUCACUUCUUGUCAUUUGGCUGGAAGGCCAUUUUUUCCCUGAUCCCUCCUCCAACAAUGUGUGGUGGGUGGUUGUGUUUCUUCGUGUCCCUCUUUGGCAUUGGUGUAAUGACAGCAGUAAUUGGAGAUGUAGCGGCUAUCUUUGGGUGUCUUGUGGGACUUCCCAACACUGUGACAGCAAUCACCCUUGUUGCAGUAGGCACUUCUCUCCCAGAUACAUUUGCAAGCUUGACAGCAGCACGUCAGGAACGAUAUGCAGACAGUGCUAUUGGAAACAUUAAUGGAAGCAAUUCCGUCAACGUGUUUUUAGGUCUGGGGCUGCCAUGGCUGCUUGCAACAAUUUAUCAUCAAGCCCAGGGCACCAAGUUUACAGUGCAAGCAGGUGCAUUGGGCUUUAGUGUUUUGGUUUUUGCCAUUGUAGCAGUUCUGGCCAUUGGGACAUUGGUACUCCGCAGAUAUGUCAAGUUCUUUGGACAAGCAGAACUUGGUGGCCCAGCAUUUCCUCGAAUUGGUUCAGCAAUUCUUCUUUUGCUGCUGUGGGUUUUGUACAUCACCAUGUCAAUUCUACAAGUAUUUGAUGUGAUAGGCGAGUUUUAAUUUUCCAAAAGGAACAGAUUUGUUUUUAUUUUUCUGAACUUUUUUUUUAAAUGUAAAAAUUUACUCUUUAAGCACAUAUUGAGCUAUACAUGCUAUGUAAUUUUUCUUUUACCUGUUUGUUAUUAAUUUAAAAUUAUGAUCUCUUUAAGAUUAAUUUUAUUAUUAUUUAUUAUAAGGGCUAGUGACGCAGAAGCAGACAUAAAUAUCAACCUAGGGACUGUUUCUUUAUACUGUCAAACUUCUUUUGAUGGUGAGAAGCAACAAAAUGGUAUUAUUUUUGCACUUAGGUUCUGUUCCUGGCUUACUGUGCCAUGAACUGGCUGAGCAAUUAGUAUGACAAAGUAUUCAUGCGAAUGUUGUUACAAAUAUUGAUUUAUUUAUAGGUACAUAUAUAUUUGAGACCAUGACAUUAAAUAUUAAGGCUGCAUGCAAUGUCCAAACAGUAUUAUAUGACAUUCUACUAAAACUCUUUUUAAAUCAA